CGCGCCGGAAGAGAAGAAGCUCCUUUCACAGCCAUCUUGUGGCUUCAUCUAUCGAAGUGCGCACACUAAUCCCCGUAGAAUCGGAGGAAAAUCCUGCUGAAGGGGCGUCAUCAUGCCCGGACAAAUGCAAGAAGGUUUUGGCUGUGCCAUAACCAAUCGAUUCGACCAGUUAUUUGACGACGAGUCGGAUCCGUUUGAGCUGCUAAAGCAGGCCGAGGAGAAGAAGAAGAAGGAGGCUUCUGCUCCUGGUGCCGCCAAGUCUGCUGCCCAGGCUGCCAAACAGCCCAAAAAGGAGUCUCAAAAAGAUAGAAAGGCCCCGUUGGCCGAUAAGAAGGAGGAGAUCCAAGCGCCCGUCCCGCUUAAGAAAGAUGGUCCCGGCAUGAGGAGAGUAGGCCGCAAGCCAGAGGCUGAUGCUCCAAGACCACAGGGCGGCCAGGGAGACGGGCGCACCCCCGUAGACAGACGGCCUGCAGAUAGACGGCCUCCUCGUCGUUUUGAAAGGCCUGCUGGUGAAGGUGGUGAGAAGCCUGAAGGAAGCGAUUUCUCUGUGGAGACGCCUCUUGGUGACAGGCCAAUGAGGGGACGUGGCGGUGGUAGAGGCGGGCGUGGAGGCAGAGGACGUGGAAUGGGUCGAGGUGACGGUUUUGAUUCCAGAGGAAAACGGGAAUUUGACAGACACAGUGGCAGUGACCGAUCUAGUCUGAAAGGUGAAGAAAAGCGGGGAGGAAGUGGUUCUCACAACUGGGGUACUGUCAAGGAUGAACUGAAUGAGCUUGACCAGUCAAACGUCACUGAAGAGAACCCUGAAGGAGACGAGCACCCACCUGUUGACUCUGAGAACAAAAGGGAGAAUGAGGUGGAGGAAGUAAAGGAUGAAGGCCCAAAGGAGAUGACCCUAGAUGAAUGGAAAGCCAUGCAGGACAAGGACCGGACCAAGGUUGACUUUAACAUCCGUAAGGCCAAUGAGGGAGCUGAAUGGAUGAAAGGAUUUGUUUUGCACAAAUCCAAGACAGAAAACGAUAAGAAAGGGGUUCUGAUUGAAUCUGAGGGUGAAGAGUCCAAGCAUGGAGAGGAUGAGCAUCACUUCAGGAAGCCAGCCAAUGACAUCACAUCCCAGCUGGAGAUUAACUUUGGAGACUUGGGUCGUCCAGGCCGUGGACGUGGCGGACCGCGUGGUGGCAGGGGUGGACGUGGUCGUGGUGAACCUGCCAGGACACCACGCGGAGGCAGGUCUGAAAAGUCAUCUGCAUCUGUGCCCAAUGUGGACGACCCAGAGGCCUUCCCGGCACUGGCUUGAGCCCAGCUGCUGUCCUUCAGGUUUACAGGAGCCUCCUGAGCACCUCCACUAUGAGGCUCACAUGUUCCUGGAUUCUUCAGCAAAGUGAAAUGAUGAAGACUGCCAUUAACAAUGAACCUCAACUUGAAGACUGAGUUUUACCCAAUAAAACAAAACAAGGAUGGAAAAAAAUUUUAAAAAUCCACAGGGGAAAAAAACACAAAAAAUACAAAAGGACUUCUUGCUACUCUGGAGCAACUUAUUGGUAGAGGUUUUGUACUUGGAAACAAAGUAGCAGGGAUGUUUUCAUACAGUAUUUUUUUCAGAGGUUAUGCGUUUGCAUUGUGCAUUGAUACAUUUUUUGUAAUUGCUGCUUGAAUGUAUGCAUUUCCUAAUUCUAAGCAUAUGAGGAGUUGUCUCCAGCUUGGUUUGUGUCAUUGCUUGCUUGCUUUUUAAAAUGGAAGCUGUACAGCUCCAGUACAAACUCUUAAGCUCUAUUAAAAAAAGUAUUUGGAAUGAGGUUAGGUCACUUGUUGAGAUUUAUGGGUUGUUUUUCUUUUACACUGGGUUGGCUUUUUAUAUUUUGUAUAGGAGACAUCUUCAGUCUGUAAAUCUGAACUAUUUUCAUAAAUUCUUUAAAAGACUUUAACAUGGUGCAAACAGGGCACAUCUUGUACUUUGGUCAAGUGAUGCUGCCUAAAUUUGGAUGUAUUCAUGAAACGGUGGCUGCAGCUAUUUUGUACUGAAUAGCUUGAAAGUGGGAAAGCUGGCUAAUCGUGGGAGGAACGUAAUGUAAUUACUCAAAAUUUUAUUGAUCCUGAGAUGCCUUGUCACAUGGAUUGGUUUUAAGGCACCCUAAUUGCAUUGGGGGUGCAAUAAAGUGUCUAUCUCCUUGUUCAUUACAUCUUUGAUUACCAACCAUUGUAAUUAAUGCCUUGGUUUUAUUUUGAGGAAUCGUCCAGAGGAAAUGUUCUGACACCUUUGAGACGUGACUGCAUUCUGUAAACUGUGAGGCCUUCUCGGACUGUUUACUCUGGGGAUCUCGAACUUGGUCCCUUUUGAGCGCCUGUCAGGAAUAUGUGCUAUCUACCCACGCCUCAUUCGUAACAGGUGGUGUCUUCUGAGUUCAUUAGCUUUUGGUGGAGAGGGGCAAGCUGAAAUAUGCUGGCCCGGUGCUCUCCAGCACCAGGCGUAGAGUUAAAUCAUUUUACACACUCCUGACACUGGUGUGUACUUGAAUUCAACUUACAUUUGUUUCUGAAACCGGUCUUGUGCUCAUGUUUUCCUCCAAUGUUGACAUGCCCUGUAGCUUCCACUGAAGCACCGCUGCAUAAUUGCUCUGAAAUAAAUACAGCUGUUGAUUGUGUGGAACAGCUAAAUGCUUUAGAAAUGUGUGAAUUCCAGCCCUGCUAUUGGACCUCUGUCAGUAAAUAAAGAUGGUCGGUAAAUUGUU
Molecule: messenger RNA, 2729 nt
Organism: Thalassophryne amazonica
Lineage: Eukaryota; Metazoa; Chordata; Actinopteri; Batrachoidiformes; Batrachoididae
Product: plasminogen activator inhibitor 1 RNA-binding protein-like
Exons: 9
Coding region: 113-1297 (394 amino acids)
Cellular component (GO): cytoplasm; nucleus
Molecular function (GO): mRNA 3'-UTR binding
Source: RefSeq, a predicted model, not a curated record